ACGUAUUCUCAGUUGGAGAACUCAUCUCUUUGGGUCUUUGGCCGCUGUGGGUGUGCGACAACUCAGUUAGGUUGCACACAAAAAUUGCCAAAAAAAAUUAACAUUGGGGGAAACUAAAUUAUUGUAUUUUUGGCCACUUUCUCAAGUGAUUCAGAAAAACAGGAGAACAUUAUUUAUCGCACAAUGUCAACUGCUGAUGAAGUUUUUGACACAUGGGAGGAAAUGGAGGCCUCUGGUGCACUUGACAGAAAACUCAACGCUCUUCAGCUUGAUCCUUUGGACUCUCUCGACAACAGACAAACACCAACAUUGGUGAGCAAUAGAAACACUAAUGGUCAAAUGAUAAUACUGGGUGAAGAUGGAGUUCGUUCGCAAUACGUUCCUCCAAAGCCCACUGUUAAAAUCCUCAAAAGGCCUCAGAGAGACGUGAAAGGCUAUGGAGACGGUGUUUUAACUAAUGGGGAUAAACCAAAGCAGCCAAUUAAAUCAUUGAAACAGAGGGAACAAGAAUAUGCGGAAGCACGUAAAAGAAUAUUAGGAGAGGAAAGAAGUCCAGAGGAGAAACCGUCAAAUGAUAUAAAUAAAAUUCAGUCGAAACUUCUGUUCGAUAAUCCUCCAAUUUCACUCCACAAUUCAACAAAUAUACUUCGGAUGCCUAUUGGGCCAGAUGGUACUCGUGGCUUCAAUGUACGAAGGUAGCAAGGCUAACAAUCAUCUCAUUAUUAAAGAUUAAUUUAAACAAACAAUCCUUCAUCUUCUCCAUAACUAAGUGGAGAACAUCGGCUAUGAGGCCGUCAGCAGUGAGCAGCUGAAAACACUUAUGUCCCCGUGUCACUGUCUCCAAUGGCAAACUGUCUUUAGAGUCACAGAUAACAUGUUGGAAUGGGACCGGAAACGUGCGGAAUCUCUUUGAUAACAGAGGAAACUAAGUUUUCCGAAUUUUGGAGCUUCAAAUUUGCAAAAUGUCAUCUUAUACCUUGAUCAAACUGUUCAUUGCCAAUUCAUUUAUUUUUUUUUCUCAAAAUUAACGUUUCUCAGCUCCUGGAUAAUAAUAAUUUGUGAUAUUUUGAUCAGUAAAUACGAAAAAUAAAGUGCAUAAAUAUUUAAUUGUCAUUUUUGGGUCCUCGUGACAAUGAAAAAUGAUUACACAUUUCUUUGAAAUUUGUUUUCUUAUUAAGAUAAUAUGAACAUUAUGGAGAUGAAACUAACAUCCUUUGUAUAUAAUUGCUUUGACAAUGUAAUAAAGUAUUGGUUUUCGUUAA
Molecule: messenger RNA, 1262 nt
Organism: Diachasmimorpha longicaudata
Lineage: Eukaryota; Metazoa; Arthropoda; Insecta; Hymenoptera; Braconidae
Product: SUZ domain-containing protein 1
Exons: 4
Coding region: 184-699 (171 amino acids)
Source: RefSeq, a predicted model, not a curated record